Molecule: messenger RNA, 477 nt
Organism: Akanthomyces muscarius
Lineage: Eukaryota; Fungi; Ascomycota; Sordariomycetes; Hypocreales; Cordycipitaceae
Exons: 6
Coding region: 1-477 (158 amino acids)
Source: RefSeq, a predicted model, not a curated record
AUGCCAACAAGAGAUGAUACACCCCGCCUCGACGCAACUGGCAAGCAGAACGACUGGCAUUACCCCAACGAUGCAAACGGGUUUAUUACCUGCUUGCGCGCUGCCCUGGCGCUCUUUUCUGAUUCGACCUGUCUGGCGGUCAUUUCUUGGAUGACAGGCCCAAAAGUGUUCCUGGUGACCGAGCCGAUAAAACUACACGACCACCCAGCUUCGCCACCCGGCCGUCUCAUGAGGCUAACAGUGAUUUGGAUUGCUAAGGCAGCGAGCUCUGCACACCGACUUUUCGCCCAAAUCAAUCUUGAAGAAAGGGACAUCUACCUCGCCAUGUCAAAAGAAUCGUUCGGCUUGGCCUGCGGCGUUAUGCAGGUCCUUAGCUUUUCGCAUGAGUUUUUCAAUUUGUACGACAGUCUCUCAACCGCCACCGCGCGCUGGCCCAGCGUGAAACCGGAAAUAUCUCCAAGGCAUUGGCGAGAAUAG